Messenger RNA from Colletotrichum godetiae, 570 nucleotides. RefSeq lists its product as uncharacterized. The transcript has a single exon. Bases 1 to 570 code for a protein of 189 amino acids. NCBI's taxonomy places the organism in Eukaryota, Fungi, Ascomycota, Sordariomycetes, Glomerellales, Glomerellaceae. The record is from RefSeq and is a predicted model, not a curated record.
AUGGUACGAUAUGAACUCCCAUAUCACGUAUACAUCACAAGAUAUGCUGCCGAGGACAGGUCAUGGCCCCUCACCGAGCGAGAGCGCGCGCCGAGGCAAGUCACGAAGCUAUUCGCAACCCGUGGCUCGGUCCGCGGAGCGGAGGCACGGGUCGGAAGUGACAUCAACCCGCAUUCCCGAACAAGUCAGGAGCUCCAACCGUUCGAAAGGAACAAGACAGAGAUCGUCGCUGCCAUGCGGUCGACUAUCUCGAUUUUGUCAAUCAGGUACGAUGCCGACGCUUUGGUUUCGAUGGGAGUGCUCCCAAAGGGUCUACGUCGGAAAGAGCAUGUGCCCCAUUUGGGAAACAAACCUUCAAUAAAAAGCCGCCUGGGUCUCGCGCGCUGUCGGGUUGGCGGGCUGUCUCAGCGCCACGAACCUGUCUCUCUGUUCAAGACUGAAAUCGAGCAGCCGCGGCGGCGGGGGAUAAACAACAGUGAAAAUGGGGGACAGAAAGAUGCCUCGGCGGCUCAGACGUUGGCAAGCAAUGAGAGAGCGUUUGGCGGAUGGCGGGUAGACCAUCGGCGGUGA